Molecule: messenger RNA, 1730 nt
Organism: Anopheles maculipalpis
Lineage: Eukaryota; Metazoa; Arthropoda; Insecta; Diptera; Culicidae
Gene: msi
Product: RNA-binding protein Musashi homolog Rbp6
Exons: 8
Coding region: 11-1717 (568 amino acids)
Cellular component (GO): cytoplasm
Molecular function (GO): RNA binding
Source: RefSeq, a predicted model, not a curated record
GAACGGAAAAAUGCUGUUUGAAAGUAUGUCUGCCAAAAUGUAUCCCUACAAUGUGCCUCCACCGCUACAAGGCCCAACGGCGGUUCCCGUACCGAACAUAAGAUUGCACGGAGCCACUUUUGGUGCCGGAACGCUGGACCCAAAUGGACUGUUGGACACACACGAGCUUCAUCACACUACGCUGGUGCCACUGAAACCUACUCUGCUCACUACUCAGGCAGCCGCCGUAGCCGCUAGCCAACAGCAACAAAUCAAGAGAGAACAGUCGCAAACAUCACAGCAGCAGCCGCAGGUACUUUCACCGCAGCAGCAACCACAACCGAACCCAGCCCAGCAGCAACAGAUUCAACAACAGAUCCAGCAGCAACAGGUACAGGCACAGGUUCAGCAACAGCAGCAGCAACAACAAGCACAACAGCAACAGCAGGCACAGCAGCAGGCUCAGCAACAGCAGCAGCAGGUGCAGGUGCAACAACAGCAGCAGGUGAAUGGAGCUAGCGCUAACGGUUGCUCCAAGGGAGGUAACGCCAGCAAUGGCAGCUCAUCCGGUCGAUCGACACCGAACAACGGUAGCGAUCCGGCACCGGGGAAACUGUUUGUCGGUGGGCUGAGCUGGCAAACGUCGUCCGAGAAGCUGAGCGAAUACUUCGGUAUGUUCGGCACCGUUACGGACGUUCUCAUCAUGAAAGAUCCGGUCACACAGCGAAGCCGUGGUUUUGGGUUCAUCACAUUCCAGGAACCGAACAGUGUUGACAAGGUGCUCCAGGUACCGAUCCACACGCUCGAUGGUAAGAAGAUUGAUCCGAAACACGCCACACCCAAGAACCGCCCGAAGACGCAGUCGAACAAAACGAAGAAAAUUUUCGUCGGCGGUGUCAGCCAGGACACGUCCGCCGAAGAGGUGAAGACAUACUUCAGCCAGUUUGGCAAGGUGGAGGAAACGGUAAUGCUGAUGGACCAGCAGACGAAACGUCACCGUGGGUUCGGUUUUGUGACGUUCGAGAAUGAGGAUGUGGUCGAUCGGGUGUGCGAAAUUCACUUCCACACCAUCAAGAACAAGAAGGUGGAGUGCAAGAAGGCUCAGCCAAAGGAGGCGGUUGCACCGACCGCACAGCAGCUGCUGCAGAAGCGUAUCAUACUGGGCAACUUGGGUGUACCGAUGGCAGCUGCUGCACCGAAUUCGGCCGCCGCGGCACGUUUGGUGGGGGCGGCCCAGGCCGGCGGUAAUCCGGGACUGGUGAAUCCGCUCGCCACCAAUCAGCUGAUGGUGCAAGCGCAAGCUCAAGCUGCACAGGCUGCUGCCGCAGCCGCUGCCAUGCAAGUACAAAAUGGUUUCGGCAAAGUCUUCACUACAUAUCCACCGACACUGCAUAGCUUUAGAUACUCGCCAUACUCCAUUCCAUCGGCAGCUGCCGCCGCCGCGAAUGCAGCCGCCGCUGUAAACCCACUGUCGGGCGUUGCCGCUAACCAGGCCGCCCAAGGUCAGCCGCAGCAGGUACCGCAUCCGACGUCUGUCGCCGGAGCCACCGUAGCCACGCAAGCUGCUCCACAGCAGACGAGCCAACAGGCCGCCGCCGCCGCACAGAUGGCUGCCGCCGGGCUGACGAACCCUUACCAGGGCUACAGCCUAGCCAAUGUCGAUAUGUCGAGCUUCCAGGGCGUCGACUGGGGCUCGCUGUACGGCAUGGGAAUAUUGUAUCCUGAAAGCCACUGUUGAGAUCUGCGUCCUC